CUUCUACCGCCCCCGAAUGAAGAUUAACAGGUAUGCCAAAGGAAAAAUAUGAUCCUCCAGAUCCCCGCAGAUGUUACACCAUCAUGUCAGCUGAGGAGGCGGCGAGUGGGAAGAAGUCUCACUGGUCCGAGCUCGAGAUAUCCGGGCGGGUGAGGAGCCUGAGCACCUCGUUGUGGACACUCACCCACCUGACGGCGCUGCACAUCAAUGACAACAACCUGACCCGCAUCCCGCCAGACAUCGCCAAGCUGCCCAACCUGGUCUACCUGAACCUGUCGUCCAAUAAGCUCCGCAGUCUGCCCGCCGAACUCGGCAACAUGGUCUCUCUCAGGGAAUUGCUUUUAAACAAUAAUCUCUUACGAGUUCUGCCUUAUGAACUUGGAAGGCUUUUCCAGUUACAAACCCUGGGGCUGAAAGGAAAUCCUUUGUCCCAAGACAUCCUGAAUUUGUACCAGGAGCCGGACGGAACCAGAAAGCUUUUGAACUACAUGCUCGACAAUCUAGCAGUGCACCCAGAGCAGCUCCCCCAAAGACCCUGGAUCACUCUGAAGGAGCGAGACCAAAUGAUCCCCACCGCUGUCUUCACGGUUAUGUGCUACAACGUGCUGUGCGACAAGUACGCCACGCGACAGCUGUACGGCUACUGUCCAUCCUGGGCCUUAAACUGGGAGUACAGGAAAAAGGGCAUCAUGGAGGAAAUCACCAGCUGUGACGCUGACAUCAUCAGCCUACAGGAGGUGGAGACAGAGCAGUACUACACGCUGUUUCUGGAAACACUAAAGGAGCGCGGCUACGACGGCUACUUCUGUCCAAAAUCUCGUGCCAAACUGGUUUCAGAACAGGAGAGGAAACACGUGGACGGCUGUGCCGUGUUCUUCAAGACUGAGAAGUUCGCUUUGGUUCAGAAACACACUGUGGAGUUCAAUCAGGUGGCCAUGGCUAACUCUGAGGGCUCAGAGGUCAUGCUGAACCGAGUGAUGACCAAAGACAACAUCGGGGUGGCUGUGCUGCUCGAGGUCAACAAGGACAUGUUCUCCGGUGGCAUGAAGCCGCCGCAGGAGAGGCAGCUUAUCCUGGUGGCGAACGCCCACAUGCACUGGGACCCCGAGUACUCGGACGUCAAGUUGAUCCAAACCAUGAUGUUCCUGUCAGAGCUGAAAAGCAUUGCUGAGAGGGCCUCGGGCUCCGUGGCAACAGGCUCGCCGACCUCUGACCCGUCCUCAAUCCCCAUCGUCCUGUGCGCUGACCUCAACUCGCUGCCUGACUCUGGUGUGGUGGAGUACCUGAGCAAUGGGGGAGUGGCUGAGAACCACAAAGACUUUAAGGAGCUACGCUACAACGAAUGUCUGACCAACUUCAGCUGCAACGGCAAGAACGGGAACUCAGACGGGAGCAUCACACACAGCUUCCAGCUGAAGAGCGCCUAUGACAGCAAUCUGAUGCCUUACACCAACUACACAUAUGACUUCAAGGGUGUGAUCGACUACAUCUUCUUCUCCAAGACCCACAUGGGCGUCCUGGGCGUGCUCGGACCGCUCGACAGCCAGUGGCUCAUAGACAACAACAUCACGGGCUGCCCCCACCCGCACAUCCCCUCGGACCACUUCUCCCUGCUGGCCCAGAUGGAGCUGCACCCCUCCCCUGCCCCAGCCCUCAACCCCCUCAAUGGGCUGCACCUGCCGGUCCACAGGUAGUGCAGCCUGAGAGAGAGAGCCCCACCUACCCCUCUUUACCCCACCUUUUAAACACUGUCCCACCCUCCUCCUCCUCCCUCCUCCAGCUUUAUACAGGACCCUGUACAGUUUACCAAUCACGUUAAACUCGGAUACCAUCUGACCCCCCCUAACCCUGAGACAAACCUACCCCAAAAGGAGUGAAGUAUUCGCCCCAGUUGUUGCUCCUUUUUAUGUUUUUGCACAGUGUAUAUUUUUAUCUUUUUUUUUUUUUUUUUUCUUUCUCCCCUCGAAAAGGCUUGAUACCAAAUGUUGGGAUGAAGAUGUCCCAGUGUCUUUAUUUGUUUAAUUUUGCCUUAGUCAUAAACAUGACCUCUUAUAGAUUCUGCUCCUACAACAGCAAACUAAUACUAACAACUGUUUGAAGGCAGAUCUGCUACACAAAUGAAAGAGCUGACAUCACGGUGUAAAUGCUGCACGCUUCAUAGAGCUGAAACCUGUUUUCUCACCCAAAUUAACUGACAGGUGUUUAAUUGAAAAGAGGGUAACACUACAAAGAAAGCUCGGUCCUAUGAAUGUUAUACGAGGGUGUUUGCGUUGGUAUUUUUUGUAAAAAGGUCCUUAUUUGAGAAAAAACUAAAUGCCCAGAUAAUAAGUGGGUGCAGAUUUUUAAGCUUCAAAGGUGCGAGCUGGGUGUUUUUAGAAGUAACACGGGAAGGACGUGAAGUCAUUAUUAACAAUCCUGGAGCCAUGAUUAGAUUUACUGGGAUACGUGAAGCUCGGCCUUCUAUGAAUUUCUUCCACUUUAACUCUGGU
This is a messenger RNA of Archocentrus centrarchus (flier cichlid), 2489 nucleotides long. It is a transcript of the gene cnot6l, whose product is annotated as CCR4-NOT transcription complex, subunit 6-like. The record is from RefSeq and is a predicted model, not a curated record. Lineage: Eukaryota; Metazoa; Chordata; Actinopteri; Cichliformes; Cichlidae. Gene Ontology annotation, molecular function: poly(A)-specific ribonuclease activity; protein binding.